Cariama cristata (Red-legged seriema) is the source of this 1379-nucleotide messenger RNA. RefSeq names its product netrin receptor UNC5C. Gene Ontology annotation, molecular function: protein binding; netrin receptor activity. Gene Ontology annotation, cellular component: membrane. The transcript has 5 exons. The record is from RefSeq and is a predicted model, not a curated record. Gene Ontology annotation, biological process: netrin-activated signaling pathway. Lineage: Eukaryota; Metazoa; Chordata; Aves; Cariamiformes; Cariamidae. The annotation marks the transcript as partial.
GACGUGGUGGUGGUCGGGGAAGAAAACUUCACCACUCCGUGCUAUAUCCAGCUGGACCCAGAGGCCUGCCAUAUCCUGACAGAAACCCUCAGCACCUACGCCUUGGUGGGACAGUCAGUCACCAAAGCAGCAGCCAAACGUCUCAAACUGGCCAUCUUUGGACCGCUGUCCUGCUCUUCGCUGGAGUACAGCAUCCGGGUGUACUGCCUCGAUGACACGCAGGAUGCCCUCAAGGAGGUCCUCCAGCUCGAGCGGCAGAUGGGCGGGCAGCUUUUGGAGGAGCCCAAAGCUUUGCAUUUUAAGGGAAGCACCCACAACCUCCGCCUGUCCAUUCAUGACAUUGCCCACUCUCUCUGGAAGAGCAAACUGCUGGCUAAAUACCAGGAGAUUCCCUUUUACCACAUCUGGAGUGGAUGCCAGAGGAACCUGCACUGCACCUUCACGCUGGAAAGGUUCAGCCUGAAUACCCUGGAGCUGGUGUGCAAACUCUGCGUGCGGCAGGUCGAAGGAGAAGGGCAGAUCUUCCAGCUCAACUGCUCUGUCUCAGAGGAACCUGCUGGCGUCGAUUAUCCUCCUAUGGACUCGGCAGGCACCAUCACCACCAUAGUAGGGCCCAGCGCUUUCAGCAUCCCCCUCCCGAUAAGGCAGAAGCUGUGCAGCAGCCUGGACGCGCCCCAGACCAGAGGCCACGACUGGCGGAUGCUGGCCCACAAGCUGAAACUGGACAGGUACCUAAAUUAUUUUGCUACGAAAUCAAGUCCCACCGGGGUGAUCUUGGAUCUCUGGGAAGCCCAGAAUUUCCCUGACGGCAACCUGAGCAUGCUGGCCGCUGUUCUUGAAGAAAUGGGAAGACACGAAACCAUUGUUUCUUUGGCAGCAGAAGGAAAUUACUGAUGCAGCCUCGGCGUGAACAGGAAGGACAGACGCAGGGAGCAGUAAUGCCCUGUUACUACAAACCAGAAUUGAAAUGAAAAACCAGACCAAUGAGUUACACAACAGACAUUUCAGAGAAGAAAGCAAGCAAACAAACAGACAGAAAAAAACCAGCCCUGACCUUCACACGUGCUCUCCUUGUACAUUAUCACAGGAUCGAAAAGAAAUCAUGCGAAGUUGUACCUUGAAAAUAUAAAUCAACCUAAUGUUCCUCUUGGCUUGGCUGUACGCUGCUUGGUACAGGAUUUUACAGUUUCCUAGGAAACGCUUUUUAUUGCUAUCCAGAUAUAUGGAUAAACUUUCUUAACAAUCCCAGUUUCUAUGGAUGUUGUUUACAUCAAAUUCUGGACAGGGGUAAGGAGAUUGUCCAUGGCUCUUUAUAUUUUUUGUUUAAAGCCAUUCUAGACAAGGCUAUGGACAGUUGGUUGUGGCUAUUGCAGCUUAUU